Molecule: messenger RNA, 2739 nt
Organism: Cryptotermes secundus
Lineage: Eukaryota; Metazoa; Arthropoda; Insecta; Blattodea; Kalotermitidae
Exons: 2
Coding region: 910-1929 (339 amino acids)
Source: RefSeq, a predicted model, not a curated record
AACAAAAAUAUCAAGCAGACUAGGGGGCAGUCAGUCGGUCAGCUGACUUCAGCGCACGCACAAGGCAACAAGAAGCAAUUAACGUACUCCAUAUUCUAAUUGACAAUCACAACACUGAAAUCGCCGUAAUUGGGAAAUCGUUUUUCAUCAUGGCGGCAGCUCGAACAUGAACCUCAAGACGACUUAUUAGUUAAUAUAAUUGACUGCAUUAAGCAAACGUCGUUAGAUUCUGUGCCGAUAUCACAACACUGAGUAAAGUUAUGUGUAAGUUUUCUUCAGUUCGAAAUUAAAUCUAGUGUGGUUAAUUAUCAUUGGUGCCAUUUGCUGUGAAUCGAAGACUAGUGACGCCAGAAAGUUCUCCAGUUUAUCCGUAAGGACGGUAAGACGCUGUUAUAUUUGACAGUACAUUUCAUUAAUUACCGCCCAGAGCGCAUAUUCUUUGUGGUCUGUGAAUCAGUUAAGUGACAUGUUAUGUUUCAUAAGAAUUGUUACAAAAAUUAAAGAAAUCUGUUAUUUUGAAUAACAAAGUAAAUCGUAAACAGGGUUCAAAGGUAAAAAAGACGCUGAGUCAUGAACGGUAAAUGAAUGAAACAUCUUACUAACGGUUAGAGAAUAUUAUUUUGUAGUUUAUGUCCCAGUAUGACGUAGUUACUAAACACGUUUAAGAGGUAAAAAAAAAAUAGAAGACACGCGGAAAACGUGGGUGAACAUAUUUAAAACUGUUUUAUAAUUUUUUGAUUGUACAAUGGCAGAAAGUUUAUAAAAACGGGAUGUCCAAGUGUUCGCUUCGAAAUAUUCCACAGCAGCUAAGAACAUCUCAGUGUAAGUGCAUCAUUUUGUGUUAGGCAAACUGAGGAACAGGAGCGUUUAUUGGGUCUCCACAAUUAAAAACAGAACAAGGAGACAAAGAUGGCGUGUAAAAUCAGAUAUUCAACUGUGUGUGGAUUACAAUUGGGAAGCAUUUAUCUAUUAGCAGUUGUAACUGUUUUAGUGAUGGGUACUGACACAAAUGUUCAAGAGACAGAAUUAAAAGCGGAUGUAAAAUAUGACAAAAGUGACGUAAACGAGCCACAAAUUUUCAGUAACGGAAGUGACAUGAGAAAGUAUUCACAGGCGUCCACUGAAUCCGCAGUGCAGGAAGCGAACCUGACCACAGUUCUCAAUUCACACUCAACAACAGAUGUCACUGCCGCCGAUAGAGGCAAUGAGGGCAUCGAAAUGGAUAGAAAAUCGAUAGCAAACAUGACAUUGAUCGAUUUGUCGGGUACUUUAUAUAAUUCAAUAGAAAGCAUUUUAAGAAACUGCUACAAUGAAUAUUCUCCAGGAACAAUUCCAUACAAGACUGAGGAAAGAUUUGUGAAGUGUCUGAAACAGACAGCGAUUCGAGAGAUGAAAUCGAUAUUGAAUUAUAACGGAUCGAGUGGGCCGCUCGAGUCGCAGGAAAAUGGCGACUACAGAGUGGGAAAGAUGGACCAAUUGAUGGAUAUCGAUCGUGUGCCACGGAGGUUUAAUGUCAGGGUGAAUUUGAUGUCCGGGAUAUUCCUCCGGCUAUCCCGCCUGGAGGACAGCCUCAGAGUGGGAAUGGAGCUGAACGAGGGAGACAUCUUACGGCUGGAAGGUCGGGGCAACGAUCGAAAGAAACUGAAGAGGCUGCAGAAGUUCAUGUCACUGAUUCUGAUUCCCGUAGCACUGCAGUUCUUGCUCCUGCCCAUGGUUCUAGGCUCGCUGAAGAUGAUGGCCACUAAGGCGCUGAUUUCGGCGAAACUCGCGCUCCUCCUCAUUAUUUUCAACGCCGCUUGGGCAGCACUGAUGCCACAGAGAGUGGAGCACAACACGAGAGUCGCGAACGAACAUUACGGUUACGAUGGGGCACUGGAGUACGGAGCAUACGUCAACAAGAGGGCGCUCCUAUACAAGGGUCAGAUGUAGAACACGCAAUGAGAACAAGCAGCAGUUUACACACAAUACAUCAAAGAUAACAGAACAAUUGCUUUUCUUCCGAACCUGUACACAUAAGGUAGCUGUUGAAGUGUGGAAAAAUUCUUGCGUCUUAGUCCCUACGGCACUAAUUUUGGGAUAGUUAUGCCCUAUCUGAAAAUAGACCAUGACCUAUACACAAUUCCAGUUCAUCUCACACGGUCAUCCUACAAUUCAAUGCUAUAUAACAGAAUUCCAUGGCACAGAGUCCAGUCUGAGAGGCUGAAAUUCGCUAAAUUAUUAACAAACAUUGCUCUCUAUUUCAUAGAACAAAAAGGUCCACUGUCGUGUUCACAAGAGCCCCCCCCCCACUGGCAGAGACAGAUUUAGAGAUAUGGGGCCCCAAGGCAAUCAAAAUGUCGACACCCCUAUAAAUAAAAACAAAUUUAGGCCCUGACAAUUUUUUUCUUAGUUCUUAAGAUAAUUAAAAAUACAAACUAACUUUCCGUGAUUUUAGAAAAGCAAACGCCUCGAUAAAAUCGGUGAACAUUUCUUCUGCUUCGUGAAAGCCCCAGGGCGACUACCCCUGUCGCUCCCCCUUAAAUCCGGCCCGGGCCACUGAAUCCAGUCUUUACCUUACCACAGAAUUACUUUAAACCCAAUGAAAUACUAACAGAUUUUAGGUUCAAACAAAAGCCGUUAUGAAUAUCAUCUGGAUUAUGCCGUUAGUCCGAAAGAAUUUGAAAGUUUGCUCGCUGCUUGUUUCUUCCUGACAACAUGCUUGGCUUACUUUUCGUCCCUGAAGAUGGAGGCAGUAUGUUC